This is a messenger RNA of Stegastes partitus (bicolor damselfish), 3082 nucleotides long. It is a transcript of the gene afg2a, whose product is annotated as AFG2 AAA ATPase homolog A. The record is from RefSeq and is a predicted model, not a curated record. The transcript is spliced from 17 exons. Gene Ontology annotation, molecular function: ATP hydrolysis activity; ATP binding. The coding region runs from base 20 to 2725 and encodes 901 amino acids. Lineage: Eukaryota; Metazoa; Chordata; Actinopteri; Pomacentridae. Gene Ontology annotation, cellular component: cytoplasm.
GAAAGUUUUUACUAUUAAAAUGUCUUCAAAGAAAAAUAAAAGCAAAUCGAAAAAGGCGAGUGAAGGGGAUAGUUCAGUUGUACUGAAGGAGGGCUCAAAUGACUCUUUAAGCCCGCAAACAGCUGGCCUGGACGGGGGACGCUGCAAAAGUCCAAACUCUUUCACUGUCAUCGAUUUCAUUGAAAAAGCUGAUGACAAAACACCAAAAAGUUGUAGGUCAACUUUAGCCCAACUUGGCCUCAAUUCAAUGAAGUCAGCCCAUGUAUGCAUCGGGAGACCAGUCCUGCUGACUAGCCCCACAGGACUACAAGAGGUGUGCUUGGGGUGGCCUGUUGCCUCCUUUCCAGGUGGAAAAGUCGGCCUUCAGAAGUGCGCCCAGAACAACCUGAGAGUGAAGUCAGGAGACGAGGUGGUGCUGCACCCGAUAACAGGUCCUGUGCUCCAGGCUCAAGAAGUGGUUCUCUGUAAUAGGUCAAAAGAUGACACACUAGACACAGAUGAAUUCAAGAACUUCUUUUUGAGGACUUUGGUCGGGAACAUCAUUCUGCCAGGAAAUGUCCUUUCCUUGAGUUAUUUUGGCCGGUCAUGCAGCCUCCGGGUCGAGACCAUUAGAGGGGAGGACGGCGUCACCCUCCAGAGACCGGCGCCUCCCCCAGGAAUGGGCCCUGACACAGAGGAGUCCUCUGUCAUGAACUCGGUGCUGGACUCCACGGCAGCUGACCUCUCCCUGCAGCUCAGCAUGCUUACUGUGGAUGACACCAGCGAUGUGGCACCAAGCACGCCUGGAGAGCCUGGUCCUACAGCCAGCACCCCACGCCGGCCAGCCGCCCUCCUUUCUGUCUCCUCACCUCUUGCUCCCUGCACGACUUCCUGCAACUCCCAGAAUCCUUCUGCAGAACCAGCAGAGACUGCAGUCAGUCUGGAGAGCUCUCUCAGUUUAGAGCAGGCAGAGAAAGUCUCCACAGCACCCUCUGCUGGUGCUUUGAGUACAGACACCUUCUACUGUCUCUCAUGCUCCACCAAAGUCAGUUUUAAAAGCAGAGCAGGGCAGCCAGAUCCUGAUGCUGACAACAAAAGGUCAAAGGUCACCUACAGCAUGAUAGGGGGACUCAGCAGCCAGUUGGAUGUCAUCAGAGAGACCAUUGAACUCCCUCUGAAACGCCCUGAGCUGUUUUCCAACUUUGGGAUCCCUCCUCCAAGAGGAGUUCUAUUGUAUGGUCCCCCGGGCACCGGAAAGACGAUGAUCGGCCGAGCCAUAGCCAAUGAGGUCGGAGCUCACAUGACGGUGAUCAAUGGCCCAGAGAUCAUGAGCAAAUUCUAUGGUGAAACAGAAGCAAGGCUGAGGCAAAUAUUCACUGAGGCGUCUCAGAGGCAGCCUGCGAUAAUCUUCAUUGAUGAGCUGGAUGCUUUGUGCCCAAAGCGAGAGGGAGCUCAGAAUGAGGUGGAGAAACGAGUUGUUGCUUCUCUCCUGACUCUUAUGGACGGCAUUGGUUCAGAGGGUCACUCGGGUCAGCUGCUGGUCUUGGGGGCCACGAACCGGCCCCACGCCCUCGACCCUGCCCUGCGCAGGCCAGGACGCUUUGACAAGGAGCUGGAGGUGGGAGUUCCUGGUGCUGCAGAGCGUGCAGAUAUUUUGCAGAGGCAGCUGAGUUCUGUCCCGUGUAGUGCAACCACAGAGGAGCUGACACAGCUGGCAGAUGCCGCACAUGGAUACGUUGGAGCAGAUCUCGCAGCUGUUUGCAAAGAAGCAGGUUUGCAUGCACUGAGGCGAGCACUGGGAGGUUCCCAUCAAGCAGCAUCAGACCAGCAGCUGAAAGGGAUGGUGACUGUCACUCUGCAGGACCUCCAGUGGGCCAUGUCUGUUGUGAAGCCCAGCGCCAUGAGGGAGGUUGCUAUCGAUGUCCCCAAGGUGCGCUGGUCAGAUGUUGGCGGAAUGGAGGAGGUGAAGCUAAAGCUGAAGCAGGCCGUGGAGUGGCCCCUGAGGCACCCCGAGGCCUUCACCCGCAUGGGGAUCCAGCCGCCUAAGGGAGUCCUGCUCUACGGGCCGCCGGGCUGCUCCAAGACCAUGAUAGCCAAGGCUCUGGCUAAUGAAAGUGGGCUCAACUUUUUGGCCAUUAAAGGUCCAGAAUUACUGAGCAAGUAUGUUGGGGAGUCUGAACGGGCUGUGAGAGAGGUGUUUCGGAAGGCGAGGGCCGUCGCUCCCUCCAUCGUCUUCUUCGAUGAGAUUGAUGCUCUCGCCAGCGAAAGAGGAAGCUCCUCGGGUUCCGGCGGCGUAGGCGACCGGGUCCUGGCUCAGCUCCUGACAGAGAUGGACGGCAUUGAGCAGCUCCGGGACGUCACCGUGCUGGCCGCCACUAACCGGCCCGACAUGAUCGAUAAGGCUCUGAUGCGUCCAGGUCGCCUCGACCGAAUCGUCUAUGUACCUCUUCCAGAUGCUCCGACCCGACUGGAAAUAUUUUCUCUCCAGUUCCGGAACAUGCCAGUGGCAGAAUCUGUGUCUCUUGAUGAUUUGGUGACUCGGACCAAUAAGUAUUCUGGAGCAGAGAUAACAGCAGUAUGCAGAGAGGCUGCCCUCCUGGCCCUACAAGAGGACAUCAAAGCUCAGCGCAUCGAGGCCAAACACUUUGAAAGCGCCCUGAACACUGUGAAGCCCCGGAUCCCCGACUCUCUCAUCCAGUCGUAUAUCAGCUAUCAGCAGCAGCGCAGCGGCCUGGGCUUCUUCUGACCACUCUGGGAUGGAAACAGUCAAAACAAAGCCUUUGUAAUUUUGUCAUUGUAAAAGUAUAGGCUUCCACCCGUACCAGUCUGCUGCUCUGUCCAGUGGGAAAUGUUGACCCGUGUAGCGACUGUGCCAACUGUUGUUCACGUUUUGACUAGAAAACUGUUUUCAAUUUGCAGGCCUUCAAGCCAAAGAGACAGUUUAGACCCUGAAAUCCUUGUUAACAUCUGGAUGUUCUGUAACAACACUCUGCACAGUUCAGCAGGACGCUGUUGUUUUAAUAUUUAGUUCUGAAGAAUCUGCUGUGCUGUCAUGUUUGAUUAUAUGAAAUCUUAGUCAUGUAUUAAAUGCAUUGUUUAUGUA